AUCAUCGGGAAAUACGGGGACCCUGCUAUGUUGCCUCCCUUUGGAAAAUGGUGAAGAAAAUUGAAAUCAGCCAGCAUGCCAAGUACACUUGCUCCUUCUGUGGCAAGACCAAGAUGAAGAGACGAGCCGUUGGCAUCUGGCACUGUGGUUCUUGCGUGAAAACAGCAGCCGAUGGGGCCUGGACCCACAAUACCACUUCUGCAGUCACAGCGAAGUCUGCCAUCAGAAGACUGAAGGAACCAGUAGACCAGCCCUUCCUACGGUCUGAGACCUGCCUGGCCUGCAAUAAAUGGGUUAAGAUACAGAAGGAAAAAAAAAAUGGGGAGGGGACCUGAUGCAGCACAGAGUCAUACAGAGGAGUCAGAAGCAAUUACAGUGCUUGCCUACUAGGUUCAAGCCCUGGAUUUAAUCCCCGCACUGGAAAAGAAAAAGAAAAGGAAAAUAAACUGGGGCUUUUGUAAGGGGGGCUCGGUUUAAUCACAAAUGGCUCUUGGCAGUACCCUCAGCAUUGCCUCAUAUCCAUUUGAUUACGUAGCCUGUAACUUAUUCGGUUUGCUUUUCUCCUUGUCUCCUGCCAUGUUACCUGACGACAAGGAGACUCUUGAAAUAUGAGUCUUUGUAUUUUUUUUAAGAUCUGUUUUAUUUUAAACAGGAACAGGUAGUUAUGAGACAUCUGACAUGGUUGCUGGGACUCCAACCCAAGCACUCAGGAAGAACAGUUCUUGCUCUUAAACACUGAGCUGUCUUUCCAGCCCCAAAACGUGAUCGGGUGGAUUAACAAUGAGAUAAUGGCCCCUGGAUGGUGGUGGCACACGCCUUUAAUUCCAGCACUAGGAGGCAGAGGCAGGUGGAUCUCUGAGUCUAAGGCCAGCCUGGUCUACAGAACAAGUUCCAGAAUAGCCAGAGAUACACGGUGAAACCCUGUCUUGAACAACAAAAAAAACAGAAGGGGAGGAGGAGAAGGACAACAGAGCUGGGGGGUGGAUGAAUCACAGAGAAAAGCUGGGUCAAACUACGUUCUGGAGGAGCCAUGGAGGCAAGGAAUGGGUUAAGGAGAAGGAUGAAGAGGAGCAAACUGAGGAUGAAGGUCCUAGACCAACUUCUGGGUGGCUGGCAGGCUGUUUCGUCCCCCUAGGCACAACGCCAUCCUAGGCUGAGGACAGGAGCUGUUCAGCCGGUCAGGCCCGCCCUCCUGGGCUGUGUUUCAGCCACCCUCAUGACUCUGUGGAUGCUCAGAACCUGAAUAUGCAAAUGUUCACCUCACCAAUAAUCCAUGCAAACUUUCCUAGCCACUCCCCAACCCUGGAGACUGUGCCUCCAGGGGGCUGCUAAAUGAGGGUGCUGCUGGCAGGGAUAAAUUGAGACUCAAGGACUUGGGAAACGUCAUCCCAGGUUCCUUGGGGGAUUCCAAAUCAUAGGACACUGAGGAUAAGAGGCCCAACUAUAACCUAAUCCAGUAGUAAGAUGGGUAGGUGGGAAUGAGGAGGUAGGGGGUCCUGGGGAUCCUGGAGGACUGGGUAGGAGAAGCUUGGGAGAGAGACAGAAUGUGACUGAGGUAUAAAAGAAGAUGCGUGGCCUUGCAUAGAAAGAUUAUUUCUACCCCUGAAAAGCUGUCUCCAAUUAUGACCCAGUAGCAACAAGUCGAGAGAGAGAGAGAGAGAGAGAGAGAGAGAGAGAGAGAGAGAGAGAGAAGCACACAC
Molecule: messenger RNA, 1700 nt
Organism: Rattus norvegicus (Norway rat)
Lineage: Eukaryota; Metazoa; Chordata; Mammalia; Rodentia; Muridae
Source: RefSeq, a predicted model, not a curated record